Messenger RNA from Rhinocladiella mackenziei CBS 650.93, 630 nucleotides. RefSeq lists its product as uncharacterized. NCBI's taxonomy places the organism in Eukaryota, Fungi, Ascomycota, Eurotiomycetes, Chaetothyriales, Herpotrichiellaceae. The coding region runs from base 1 to 630 and encodes 209 amino acids. The record is from RefSeq and is a predicted model, not a curated record. The transcript has a single exon.
AUGUCACCAUAUAUUAAACAGUGGAUACAUGAAGCUUUCGUACUUCGAGUCGUCCUCGAUGAAACGGUCGCGCGGAUCAUCGAGAGAUUUCCACAGUUGGUCCGAAGGGAGUAUGACGACAGGGUUAUGGAAAGCGGCUUCAAAGGUUACGCAUGGUCAGCGUUGAGAAUAUUGAGAGCGAUCCAAAUGGAGAGCGACGACGACGACGAAAUACAAACUGCAGGCGAGACAUCGACGGAGAUUGUCCGAUUAAUAUCUCGGUCACUUAAUGCCGCCGGAACGCCCGUCGACGCGGUGCAUAACAGCCCUUGCCAUCGUCUGUGUACUUGUCGACGACACGACGCGCUCGGAUGGCUGGCGUUGAGACUAGGGGAAAAGUUCCGCGUGCCUCUUAUCGACGGGCAGUAUUCAGGUGUGGGACAGUCCGAACCGUGCUUUCUUCAGACUUUUCAUCUGUCACGCGGAAGAGAGUAUGUGGUGAUUCUCGAAUUUGAAAGUGUUUUCAGGAGGGCAGAGAAUGGCGGUUAUAUGAGUUCAGGUCCCAAGAUUGUGGUUGAGCUUGAUGAACCACAGAUGUCAUUGAAGACGGAUAUCGAAUCGAAAGGAAUUUUGAUGUCGGAAGAUGAGUGA